GGUCUUAGCUCCAUAAUCCGUCUCCUACAGAUAGAGAGAGAAGUACAAUACACACUCAAGAGUAGAGGUAACUCAAAUGGCUGUCGGAAAAGACCCCAUGUAUGUGGAUCAAUCCCUGGAAAAUGGGGAGAUUCAGAAGAAUUUCGACGACGAUGGCAGAGAGAAGAGAACUGGGACUCUGCUGACGGCGAGCGCGCACAUCAUCACCGCCGUGAUUGGGUCGGGAGUGCUGUCUUUAGCUUGGGCCAUCGCUCAGCUCGGCUGGGUCGCCGGUCCGGUCGUCCUCAUGACGUUCUCCUUCAUCACUUACUUCACCUCCACCCUUCUCGUCGACUGUUACCGCUCUCCCGGCCCCGUCGACGGCAAGAGAAACUACACCUACAUGGACGUCGUCCGUUCUCAUUUGGGUGGCGUGAAGGUUCAGCUGUGCGGGAUUGCUCAGUACGCUAAUCUUGUCGGAGUCACUGUCGGUUACACCAUCACCGCUUCCAUUAGUAUGGUAGCUGUGAAGAAGUCCAACUGUUAUCACAAAGAGGGCCAUGAUUCUCCUUGCAGCAUAUCAAACUACCCCUUCAUGAUCGUCUUCGCCAUAAUCCAGAUAAUUCUGAGCCAAAUUCCAAACUUCCAUAAGCUCUCAUGGCUGUCUAUACUCGCCGCCGUCAUGUCUUUCGCCUACUCCUCCAUUGGCCUCGGACUCUCCAUAGCCAAAGUCGCAGGUCAUGGACCGCACCACGUAAGGACAAGCCUAACAGGGGUGCAGGUUGGGGUGGACGUGUCAGGAGCAGAGAAAGUUUGGAGAACCUUCCAGGCCAUCGGCGAUAUCGCGUUUGCUUACGCCUAUUCCACCGUUCUCGUUGAGAUUCAGGAUACCUUGAGAUCACACCCACCGGAAAGCAAGGUAAUGAAGAAAGCAUCCGGUGUGGGAGUGUCGACGACAACCUUAUUCUAUAUCAUGUGCGGUUGCCUUGGCUACGCUGCAUUUGGGAAUGAUGCUCCUGGGAAUUUCCUUACUGGGUUCGGUUUCUACGAGCCGUUUUGGUUGAUCGACUUCGCUAAUGUUUGCAUUGCCAUUCAUCUCGUCGGAGCUUACCAGGUUUUCUGUCAGCCAAUCUUCGGGUUCGUGGAGUCACGCAGCAGCGAAAAAUGGCCGGAGAGCAAAUUCAUAACGGCAGAAUACGCGAUCAGAAUUCCAUGCUUGGGAGCUUUAAGGGUCAACUUUUUCCGGCUGACAUGGAGGACAACGUACGUGAUAGUCACAUCGGUGUUGGCCAUGAUCUUUCCGUUCUUCAAUGACUUCCUGGGGUUGAUCGGCGCCGCCUCGUUUUACCCGUUGACGGUGUACUUCCCCAUCGAAAUGCACAUCGCUCAAGCCAAAAUCCCCAAGUAUUCAUUCAGGUGGACAUGGCUGAAAAUUCUGAGCUGGGCUUGCCUGUUCGUCUCCCUUGUGGCCGCCGCUGGAUCCAUUCAGGGCCUCGCUUCCGACGUCAAAACAUAUAAACCUUUUAAAACUCAAUGAUAUCUCCAUCCAGUUAUUAGCAGUGUAGAAUAUGUAAUAAUAGUUUCAAUAAAAUGGAUGGGAUUCUGAUGGUUAAUGCAAGUGUAGGAUGUGUGUUUAGCAAUUUUCAUAUUAAAUUCAAUGCCAAAGAUA
Messenger RNA from Ipomoea nil (Japanese morning glory), 1648 nucleotides. Its product is annotated as amino acid permease 6-like. The transcript has 7 exons. Lineage: Eukaryota; Viridiplantae; Streptophyta; Magnoliopsida; Solanales; Convolvulaceae. The record is from RefSeq and is a predicted model, not a curated record. Bases 77 to 1516 code for a protein of 479 amino acids. Gene Ontology annotation, cellular component: plasma membrane.